Leptopilina heterotoma is the source of this 6406-nucleotide messenger RNA. It is a transcript of the gene sff, whose product is annotated as serine/threonine-protein kinase BRSK2. Bases 982 to 3435 code for a protein of 817 amino acids. The transcript has 13 exons. Gene Ontology annotation, molecular function: tau-protein kinase activity; protein serine/threonine kinase activity; ATP binding. Gene Ontology annotation, cellular component: cytoplasm. NCBI's taxonomy places the organism in Eukaryota, Metazoa, Arthropoda, Insecta, Hymenoptera, Figitidae. Gene Ontology annotation, biological process: microtubule cytoskeleton organization; protein phosphorylation; intracellular signal transduction. The record is from RefSeq and is a predicted model, not a curated record.
AGAAUAGACACAAACCACACCGCAAAUCCCAGGAUUCGGUGCUUAUCAUCGUCAUCCUGGACUCGAACCAUUCUAUACCGGCUUUUUAACCUCAGGGUUUCUCCCAGUGUUUCACCCAGUGAAAAGAAGGGUGGUUUGUUGCAUGCGCACGCAUCACAUCCACCAAUCGAACUGGGAGCGCCGUGGCUCCUACAUCCGCGCGAUUGUGCGUUAGGGGCGCGAUUCUAAAACAGAAAAGAAAAAAAUAGAGUCAAAGAAAAAUCAAGUCCACAAAAUUCUGGACUCUGAAUUAUGAAAAGUAAAUUGACCUUUUUACCAGUGAAAAGUGUGACAAGGCUCGUCAUCGCGUGAGAUGGAGUAAAAAAAAAUAAGAAAGAAAAUUGUAUAUAUUGUCCCUGACCCGGUGUGUUCGGGAGAAAAACGAAUCGUUUCGCUUUUCCACCCCCGACAACCCCCGGAUCCUCAGAAAUUCGUCUCGCAAUGGCGCCCAACGUGGGCAGCUUGAUAAUCUCUCGUGUCUCGUCAGUGCUUGAAAAUUGUGUCAAAUAAAAUAUAUUUUCCACAAUAAAAAUGAUUCUCAGGGUGUGGUGGUGAGAAAAUCUAAAGUGAAUUGCUUUUUUUUCUAUUUUUUUCCCAGUGUGUUUGUGUGAAAAAAGGCGAAAUAUGAAAAAAUUCCGAAAGAAGCGACCAACAAAAAGAAAGGAACGUUUAAGAAAGUGAUAAAAAAAAUUUUUCCGAAUACGAAUGAGAGCCUAUUUCAGGGGCGAAGGUGUUUCUCAAGGUCAUCACGAGUCAAGAGGACCAACAUUGAGAAAGAUGAAGAAUGGGCCUUACUCAUUCUUUUCGAAUGUUAAUGUGCUCGUGAUCCAUUUGCGGAGGAAGAAACAAAUAAGAACAAAAAUUAAGGAUUGAGAAAUAAUAACCUCGUGGGUUUGCAUUCGUCCAUUCAAUCUGGCGAACAACAAGGGCGAGUCGUCGACGAUGCAGCAGGGCAAGGAAAGCUCUGUUGGGUCCAACACCCAGGAGACACAUCAAUAUGUCGGGCCCUAUCGACUUGAGAAGACCCUCGGCAAAGGCCAAACUGGUUUGGUCAAGCUGGGGGUUCAUUGUGUGCUUGGAAAGAAGGUGGCCAUUAAGAUCAUUAACCGCGAGAAACUUUCGGAGUCCGUUUUAAUGAAAGUGGAACGCGAGAUUGCCAUUAUGAAACUCAUUGACCAUCCUCAUGUCCUCGGUCUCUCGGACGUGUACGAAAACAAGAAGUACCUAUAUCUUGUUUUAGAACACGUCUCAGGAGGGGAACUUUUCGACUAUCUGGUAAAGAAAGGAAGGCUAACACCCAAGGAGGCCAGGAGGUUUUUUCGUCAAAUCAUUUCCGCGUUAGAUUUUUGUCAUAGUCAUAGUAUAUGUCAUAGAGAUUUGAAACCUGAAAAUUUGUUAUUGGAUGAGAAGAAUAAUAUAAAAAUAGCUGAUUUUGGAAUGGCAUCGUUACAACCCGCUGGCUCAAUGUUAGAAACAAGCUGUGGUUCUCCUCAUUACGCCUGCCCCGAAGUCAUCCGAGGGGAAAAAUACGACGGUAGAAAAGCAGACGUUUGGUCUUGUGGUGUGAUACUUUAUGCACUUUUAGUCGGCGCUUUACCUUUCGACGACGAUAAUUUAAGACAACUUUUGGAAAAAGUCAAACGAGGGGUGUUUCACAUACCACACUUUGUCCCGCCCGACUGUCAAAAUCUACUUAGGGGAAUGAUCGAAGUUAUUCCCGAUAAAAGACUAACGUUAGCGGAGAUAAACAGGCAUAUAUGGGUGACAGCUGCUGGCAAGGGAGAAUUGGAAUUAGAACUUUCAAUGAUGGAUGUGGUGCAAACACACGUGAUUCCGUCCGAGGACGCCAUUGAUCCUGACGUUUUGCAGGCUAUCGCCAGUCUCGGAUGCUUUAAGGAAAAGGAUAAUCUCAUCAAAGAGCUUCUUAGUCCCAAUCACAAUACAGAAAAGGUGAUUUACUUUCUUUUACUGGAGAGAAAGAGAAGAAGACCGGCCUGCGAGGAUGAACUGGAAGUAAUGAGAAGCGGAAUGAGAGCUUCAACGGCACAAUUGGAGGCAGAUCCUCCUAGGAAAAGGGUUGAUACUUGUCGAGUAAAUGGCAAUGCUGCUUUGAACUUGGGACAAAUAAGCCACGGUUCGCCCCUUACACCAAGGAGACAAUCCAGGGUUUUGAAUUGCAGCACAAGGCAUCAUGCGAGACGUUCACCAAGUACUGGGUCUCAUACUCACGCUUCGCAUUCGCACGCAUCGACUCCUGGUGGUUCGCCUCUUCACACGUCAAACUUCUCAGGUCUUUUGAGUCCUCAUCGUGCGACUCCAAGCUCACAUCAUAGUCAAACCGGAAGUCCACACAGGUUGUCAACUGUCGGUACCGCUGGCGGAAAUGGCAAUUCAACUCAAGGAAUUACAAAUCCCAUUCCACCCUUGGCGAGCGUUGGAAUUGAGUUGAGUGAAGUUCAACCUGUGGGUGUUACACCUCCUGGUUCACCUCACACGGGAGCAGGAUCGGGAGCGCAUCAUUGGAGAUCACGCUUAACAACAAUAAAGAAUUCGUUCCUAGGGAGUCCAAGAUUCCACAGGCGCAAAUUGCUCACGAGCACCGAAGAGGUGCAUUUAACGCCCGGUUCUUCGCCGGAGUUGACGAAAAAGUCCUGGUUUGGCAGUUUAAUGGCAACCGAGAAGGACGAAACAUUUACUGUAUUAGUAAAAGGCAAACCUUUGGCGAGUGUCAAAGCUGACCUAAUUCACGCCUUUUUAUCGAUAGCUGAAUUAUCGCAUAGUGUGAGUUCGGCAAUGUCCUUUAGUGUGGAAUAUAAACGAGGCAGUACGGGACCAGCAAUGUUUCAAAGACAAGUACGAUUUCAAGUUGACAUUAGUGCCAUUUCAAAGCAACCAAGUGAACCUCUAUUUGCCAUCACAUUUACUCUCCUGAGUGGCAAUAUUCGGAGAUUUAGAAGAGUUUGCGAGCACAUACAAUCGCAGGUGUGUUCGAGAAAUAUUGGCUUAAAUUUGGGAAAUCAAAGCAGUAGAGCAGCACCGCCGAGUCCAAGGGCAUCGAGGAAAUUUUCCACCGAGAUGAGCGAGAGUUCAAGUUGUGGAAGCGACACAAGCGAAAGACUGUUCCUUAAUCCACAUCCUACUACCAGACAGGUAGUUUGUUUCAACAAGAUUGAUUCUGAUCUAGAGUCAGAAACAUCAGUCUUCGAUGUCAAAUCACCAACGAGGGAGAAUGGAAGAAGAAGUUCAACGUCAACAAACAAUAAUAUUCCACUUCCUGACGAUGUGACACCGACGAGCGAAGAAACGCCACCAAAAGCGGUGAGAAGUAAUUCUGAAAGUCAAAAUACACCGGAAAAAAAGUGUGUAACAACAAUGAGUGGCAGCAAUAUAGCGUGAUACUAUGAGAACCUCCGUUUUGAAUUUCGAACCAGUUUUAGAAAUUUAUGGGACAGCACUCAACGACUUUACAGUGAUUAUUUGUGAGAAAUGGUGUAAAGGAGGUCUUCCGGUUCACAAAGGGAGUUUUUUUUUAAUUUCCAAAAAAAAGUCAGUUUUGUGAAAUUGAAAAUAGUUUCCAAAAACUCUUCAUUUUUUCGAGUGUGUCUGGAUCGAAAGUGAACGUGGUGAUUGGCUUUAAGUAACUGCCAAGUAGGUAAUUGAAUUUAAAUAUUAUCGUCGGUCUACUGUUUUUAGGAAUCAAAAUAUUCAAAGUCUUUGAUGAGAAAACUAAGAAAUCCAAGAAAACCAAGUAAAGACACGAUAUUCCUUCGAUUUCUCAUCAAAUUUCAAGAAUAAUUUUUCUUUUUUAUUACUCUCACCAACUGCCACAAAAAAAUGAACUUCAAUUUAAAAAUAUAGAACAAAAGUACAUUUACGAGAACGUAAUUCUUAAUUCAAAAUUUGUUCCAUUCCUCCAAGAACACCUCUAUCUAUUAGUGUUCUUGCUUUAAUAGAAAGAAGGCAAAAAAAUAACAUUUAUGAAGCCAGGAAUUUUUUUUUGGCCACGAAAUUAUUGCCUAAGAGGAAGCCAGAAAAAAGGACAAAAUGAAAAAGAAUCUUUUCGACAUCGGAGAGAUUUAUUUUUUUCACUCGAAGGGAAAAAGCAGUUUUUUUUAAAUGAAAAAAAGAAAGAAAGAAAGAAAGACUAUUCUUAAAAUGACGUAGUGCAGAUUGAUAAAAAAUAAAAUUACAAUACAAUACAAUAAAAAUGAAAAAAAGUAAAUAAAUUAAUAAUGAAAAUUAGUUAAAAAAAAUGCAUACAAGCUUCUCGUCAAAGAUUGCGGAGAAAAAGUAUAGCAAUUAGAUGUUUCUAUUAAAUAUUAUAAUACAGUAUGCAUUGUAUACUUAAGAUAUAUUUUCUCAAACAGACAUAUCUCACAAUAAAAAUUGGCCCGGCUUCAUAGUAAACUUGUAACGUAUGUUAUUAUGUAACGCCAUUAUUUAAUGUUUAAACGUUGUUAUAACAAAAAAAAAAAAAAAAAAGAAAAUUAAAAAGCAAAACUAUCGUACGAUCACGUGGAGGUGUCAUUUGUGUUCUGGAAUCGAGAAUAUUUUAUAUAAAGAUGGUUUCUGAAAAAAAAAUUACUUUUUUGAUAGAUUUGUUCAAUUUUUUCUAACUGAAAUAUUAAAUAACCGAAUUUUUUUUCACUACAAAGAAAAAUUAAACCAAAUAUUUUUUUCUGUGUGUAUUAUUUUUUAUGAAUUUAAAACAAAAGAAAUGAAAAAUAAUUACUAAUUAAGUUUUAUUUACUCGACUUCAGAUCGGUAAAUUCAGGCAAAUUUCUUUAGCAUUUUUUUCAGUCCUGAAGAAAUAUAAUUUUUUCCACCUGCAACAAAAAAAUGUAGAUUAAAAUCCAUACCUGGAUUUAAACAAAAAAGUUUGUCAUAUUUUUCUGAGUGAAUUAAUUUAUUAAAAUAUUUUUGAAAAAAAGUAUGACGAUCUUAAUUAUGUUUAAAGAAAAUAUUCUCCUUUUUCUAAAACCAUCUAAAAUAUGUCAGAGGAAAAUGAAAAUUGAAAUUAUUCCGAGUUCAUUUUAAAGAGAUUCCAGGUCACAAGGACUCGCUUUAAAUUUUAUAGGCGACGUCUCUCGUUCCUAUUAAAAAAAAUACGUAGGAAUUAUUUAAUUUAGACAAUGAAAAAUGUUUAAAUUUAUUUAUUACGUCCGGAUCGAAAAAUUUAUUAAUUUGCAUUUUUACAAAUUCUAUAUAAAUUUUUAUAGAUCUGGAUUUUAAUUUUAAGUGUCAUUUUCAAGAAUCUGUUUGAUCAAUGUACGAAAUAAUAAGCAAUAUUUGAUCAAUUUUUUCUUUAAUUAGCUUUUUUCAAUUAUAAUCAUUAAUUAUUAUUUUACCUAGUAAAUUAUCGCCUUUCUAAAAAUAAUUUAUUCUUAAAUAUUUUUCUCGGAGGAAUUGUAAGACCAAAAAUUGCUUAUAAUUUCAAGAUUAAGCAUAUCUUGCAUUCCAGUCUGAAAAUUUAGUGCGUUGAUUGAUUUUGACGUGGAAAAUAAUAAAAUUAUAUCAAUUAUUUUAAAUAAUGAAAUUAUUAAAGAAUCGGGCUUUGCAAUAAAUGACAAAACCACGAGAUUAUUAUAGAUAAUGGAUGAAAAGAAAGAAAAGAAUGGGAAUGCUAAUGAAAAAGUUAAGUAGAUAGUUCGAGAUGAAUCUGAUUAGUAAUGUAAUAAUUCAUAAAAAUUGAAUCUAGAUAUUAAGCUUAUGGUUAUCUAUUUAUUAAUUGCGGAUAUAAAUAUAUAUAAACUGAUUCUACACGGAAUAAGUAUUAAUAAAAAUAAUGACAAAUUACCGGCCACUUUAAACUAUAGGAUUUUAUAUCAUUAAAAAGAAAAUCAUUCGUGACGAAAUGGAAAAGUGAAUAUUUCAUUCGAGUUUAUUCUAAAAGAAAAAAAAAGUGUAUGGACGAAUUAAUUUUCAUAAAAAAAAAGAGAAAGGUCAUACAACCUCAUUAGUAAUUGAUGUUGUUUGAUUUAUUUCUUCUGCCGUUGAAAAAAGAUGUUCACACGUUGAUGACCUUUUUGCCAAUUCUGAAAAAUAGAAAAACUUGAUUAUUUUGAGAUUUCAAUUCGUAAGUUUUAAAUUCAUAUUUUCUUUGAGAAAUUAAUUUUCUUAAUUAAUUAAUUUUUUAAUUUUCUUUUUUAAUUUAUUUUUUAAAUUUAUUUUUAAAUGUAAAUUUUUCUUUUCAUCGAGUGAUGUCUUUUUUCCUCAGGGCAAUUUAGAAAUUUUGUGAUGCGAAUGACGUUGUUCAUUGAAAUAUAUCUUUUAAUUUGAUAUAUACAUUUGGCACGUGUUAACUUCGUGAUAGCGCGACACUAUUGUAAAUUCAUACGAACUUAAAAAAAAGCAAAAGUAUCUGAUG